Molecule: messenger RNA, 11185 nt
Organism: Toxoplasma gondii ME49
Lineage: Eukaryota; Apicomplexa; Conoidasida; Eucoccidiorida; Sarcocystidae
Product: phospholipid-translocating P-type ATPase, flippase subfamily protein
Exons: 17
Coding region: 1919-9202 (2427 amino acids)
Biological process (GO): phospholipid translocation
Cellular component (GO): plasma membrane
Molecular function (GO): ATPase-coupled intramembrane lipid carrier activity; ATP binding; ATP hydrolysis activity
Source: RefSeq, a predicted model, not a curated record
UUCCUCAACACCUUUCACGUUCGAUUCUUCGUCUCAGUGCCAGAGGAUACCGUGUGCCCCCUCUCGUCCCUCGUGCUCCCUUGCAUCAUGCGGCGUGCAACCGAGGCACGGGGACAGCGUUUCUCAGAGGGUUGCAGAUGCCCGAGCGCCGACCGUGGAUCUUUCUUCCCCUCUCGAAAUCAGGCAUUAGGUUUUCCCCGCCUAGUUGGCUGACGAGUUUGGGCUUGUUUGCCGUGUCCCUACGAGCACAGCUGCCAGCUGUCCUGUCGUGUACCUCGUCUCCAGUCUUGAAUAGUACGUCCGUCUCCAUCCCCUUUCCUCUGUUCUGUGCAUCGGGGACUGGUGGGCACUCCUGUGGUCGGCAGGCGCAAGGCCAACUGGGAACUGCUUUCUGUUUUGCUUCGAAGAACCCUCCGUUAGUUUCUUCUCGAGUUCGAAAAAGAAGCUGCUUUUGUUUUUUUUGCUGGAUGUGUGGAACGGGUUUUGCCCGUCCCCUGCCAACGCAUGUGGUUUGCUGGUGUCUUGAUCCCGGGAAACGAAGGAAACCACCGUAUGCUCGUCUUCGCCUUCCCCUUUCAAUUGUUUCGUGGAUUUUCGGGGUAACACUUCGUGUGUCGCGGCAGUUUUCUCAGUCGAGGCCAACGUCAAGAUCUCCGCUGCAAGUUCGCGUGGCUGCGGUGAGCUGCAGAAUCACACUCUGUGGCUCACGCUUGCCCACUCGUUUGUCUCAGAAUUUUCGCCGGAGGCUAUUCUUCCUCCCACAAGACCUACCACGUAACCUGGGUUUACCCCGAUCUUUAGUCAUCUAAGCCGCUGCUGCGCAUCCGGAGGCUUCCCUACCGGCGACACCGCCCUCCGUCUGGGGCGUUGUCUGCCUUCCCGGCCCGUGUCUUCGUCUCAACGCGCUACCAACAUGGGCCGUGCGGAUUUUGAGAACGCUCUUCUUCGCAUGGGUGCUUCGUUGUCAUUUCCUUCUUGUCCUCCCUGUUCCUGAGUCUAUCCGGAUAUCUGUUGUCCCUAGCGCAAGUGUAUUACAUCCGCUACAAUGACCCAGUCAGUACAAAGUCGAACCAGGUACUUGAUGGUACGCCAGUGGCUGAGCACAUCGUUUAACUGAUUAUGUUGACUUUAGUCUCGAUAAACGACGCAUUUGUCCCGUCUAUCGCUAGUCUGAAGCGCGGCUUUUGGGUGCCGUGAAGAAGGGCGUUGCCGGUGUGCCUCCACUCAGAGAUUUUGGGGGAUGAAGAAAGAAAGAUCAUCUCUCUAGGUUUCUGCGUGGGGCUGUGGGCAUCAACAGGGCAAAACGCAUCAGUCCUGUUUGCCCGCGUCUUUGCCUCCCACCCCAGUCAUGAGUGUGUGUUUUUUCGAGCGCGGCGUUUGACUGCGUCGGCGACUGGGACAUCCUUUCGAGGCCCGGAAUUGGUUUUGUCUGCGUCUCGCCUUUCCACUUUCUCGACUUCCAGAACCGUGGAUUGUCGUGGCAGACAGCGCAUGCGCACAAGAACGAGGAGAGAGCGACACGGGUGUUUCCACCUGGAGACGAAACCCCGUCGACAUCCCAGCUGCGUAUCCCUUCGCGUCUUGCGUUCUCCGCGCUUCUCUCUCGUUGCUUCUUGGCUCCAGGCCUGUCUCCGCCCUCUUGUCGGCAGCGGAGUCCUCUGUUGGUUUAGAUUCCUUUUUCCCGGGCAUCGUGAAACGCCUCUGCUCCCCUGGCUACAGUCCGACCGAUAAUCGAGUUUUUGCUCUGCGUCGGCGCGAUCUCUGUUUUCUUCUCGCGGCCCGCUGCUGGACACUCGCCUUGCGGCUGUUUCCCGUGAAUUGUUUCCGGUCCUGUGGAGAAUGCCAAAGCCGUUUGCCGCCCGCGCUUUUGCCCUGACUGUGCUCGUUCUCUCGCUGGUUUCUGUGCCUGGCAACCAACAUGGGGCUCUGGCAGGACAUCUGCCCCUUCUGCGUCUGGGGGAUCGAGUGGCUCUGGUCAGUCCUCCCGUCGCGGGCGAAGGCAGUCGCCUUUGUUCCACGGUGUCUGCCCUGUCUGAGGCCGUGCUUCAAGGCGAGUGCAAAGAAAGGCCGGCGCGAGGAAGAAACUGCGCAGAAACACGUCGGUACGCUGUGUGUACGGACACACACACCGAGUUCGUCGCAGCCAGAGUCGCCGGGGAACUCGCACUUCCACCUAGCGAAGUGGACAAACGUGAUCCGGACGACACAGUACACGUGGUGGAACUUCUUGCCAAAGAACUUCUGGGCGCAAAUCAGCCAGCCCGCGAACUUCUACUUCCUCGUGAUGGCCUUCAUGCAGAUGGUUCCCCAGAUUUCCGACUCCGACGGCCUCCCCACCUUCCUCUUCCCCCUCAGCUUGGUGAUGGUCAUCACAGCCGCAAAGGACGCGUACGAAAACGUGAAGCGGACGCGCGCAGACCAGGAGGAAAACAACCGUCUCUGUCGUGUUGUCAACGCUUCGGGGGAGGUCGAGCUCGUGCCCUGGAAAAACCUGAGGCCAGGCAACAUUGUCAAGCUCCAAUGCGACGAAGCGGUCCCGGCGGACAUCCUCCUCCUCAACUGUUCUGAUGAGUACGGCGUCGCCUACGUCGAGACAGUGCAGCUCGAUGGAGAAACGAACCUGAAACACAAAAUGUGCAUUCCUGAGAUCGCAGGCAUGGUCCGCAAAGACCACGACGCCUCCACCCUCUCGCUCGAAAUCAGCUACGAACCGCCUUCUGCGGAACUGUACAAGUUCUCGGGUGUCGUGACUCUGAAUCCGGCAUCGCCCGUGCAUGGCCGACAGUCGGUGCUGAGCUGGGGACGCGCCAGUUUCUCCCACCUGCACACCGGGAGCCAUCGACUGAGUCCACGCGCUGGCACUCCGCAGUCCGCGACGCCUGGAGGGAGCUCUGUGGGGACGGUUCGGGCGAAUUCUUUGAAUCCUGACUGGCGGGAGAGAGGUCCGGAAGAGUUGGAGUCCGAGAAGAGGGAGAAGAAGGGCAACGGCGCAGGCAAAGGGGGUUUGCUGUGGCCCGGUAGAUCGGUGAAUGAGUCUCUGCCUCGACUGCUGUCGAAACAGUCGUCCAGAUCUGACGCGCGAGGGAAAGACACACAGCGUGUGGCCGUAAGCCCCUCCGUCCUCGCUGUGCCGGGCGCUGAAGCGGCACGCGAUUUUCUGCCGAAGAAAUUCUCUAUCGACAUCUCGCAGUUCCUGUGGAGAGGUUCCACUGUGAGAAACACCGCCUGGGCAUACGGCGUCGUCUUAUAUACGGGCCAGCACACACGCAUCAUGAAAAACACACGCACCCGAGAACUCAAAUACAGCAGGCUGCAAGUCUACUACAACCAACACGCCCUGCUCCUCGCCAUUGCACAGUUUUUGCUGUGCCUGAUUGCGGCUGUCGCGUUCGCGUCCCAUAAUCAAAACAUGAGCGACCAUGCGUGGUACUUGGAGAGCUCGUGGGAGUCGGGCGUCGGAAACUUCUUCGCCUCUCUGGGAGUGGCCUUCGGCCAGUACGUCCUUCUGCUCAGCUACUUCGUCCCCAUAACGCUUCUGGUGCAGCUGGAAGUGUGUCGCGCAUGCCAAGCUGGUUUCCUGUCUGUCGAUGACCGCAUGUUUUGUCCCGCGACUGAACAGAAGGCUUGUGCGCAGUCGGUCGCUCUGAUGGAGGAACUGGGAAGCAUCACUCACGUCUUCAGCGACAAGACAGGAACUUUGACUCAAAACCUCAUGCAGUUCCGCUGUCUCGCCAUUGGCGACACGCUGCACGGGUUCGACGAGUAUCAAGAGAUGAAAUCGUUCGUGAGCCACAGCAGCGUGGUGAGCUCCAUUGAUGCUUUCGACUCACCCGGACCACGUCUGAAUUCGAUCCGUUCUUCGGGGACGAUGUUCCGCAACCCUGGGCGCCAAGCUUCAAGGGACAAAGCUGACGCAGAGUGCGAUGAUGCGGUUUCCCCAAACAAAUAUGUCCAUUUCAAUGCGCGACUCUUCGCCAACCGAAUGCGCCGGGCCUCGAGAGCCAACCAACAGAAGGCGGCGGAUAUUCUGAUGGUGAUGGCUUUGUGCCAUUCCGUAUUGCCGAAACAAGACUUGCAAGCAGCGGGCGGCGCAAACCCUCUGGACGGUGAACACAUGCCAAUAGACGACGGCAGAGGCGACAGAACUCGGCGGUCGUCCUCAGUUUCGCGAAUUGUCGGGGAGAGUGAGGGCAAGAGGCCGCUCCCGGGUGACCCUAAAACGGCUCUGGGGAGCUCGACUCGCGACUCAUGUCUCCGCUUGCCUUCGCGUGGACCCAGUGGAAGGGCCGAGAAAGGCGUGGUUGCCCGCGGCGGAGCGGGGGGCCUGUCGACCCAGAAUGCCUCCGGCGCCAACUCCCAGGGGCCUAUGCGUUCCCUUGGAGAGGCAGGUGAAGCAGACAGGACGAACGCCGACACCCGCAUGCUGAGAAGCGCCUCCCUUGCUUCGGGGACGGACGAACAAGAGGAAGGCUCGACAUACAAGCCGCUGUCGGCGAGUGCUCGAGUAGCUGCUGCGCCGCCGACCUCGGUGUGGGGACAACGCCAAGAUCUGCAAGUCGGCUGGACUGAACAGAACGCGCAGAAAGUGAGCAGGACACCAGGAGAAGAAGAGCAAGCCAGGCACUACUUCACAGGAGCAGCGAGGAUGAAGCGGGUGCGCGGAGACGCAUCUGCGGGGAUGUUUCUGUCUCUGCCACUGGCCUCGCCGUUGCCUUCACAUGCAGGCAGCGCGCAGCCGUCACUGAGGGAGUCUUCGGGCAGAGGCAAAGGGUCGCACUCGACUUCUGAAAUCCAGGACAACAGUGAAUUCGAAGGCCAAAGGAGAGAAUGCGGCCUUCUCGCUUCGCAAGCCUCUUCGCUCUUUUCUCCCAACUCUUCUGUUUACUCUUCCUCGGACGAGGAAACGCGGGAGGGGCGAAACAGCUCCUGCGAACAUUGCUCCAACUGCCUGGAGCCGCUGGAGCUGGACUCUGAUGAAGAGGGACAGCCGCUGUCGGAGGCCCUCCCAUCGUCUUUGGACCACACCCUGCGCCUCUGUGAUGUUGCCUCUUGGCCGCCUUCUUCCUCGCCUUCGUUCGCCUCGACGUCGUCCAUGUGCCCCCUUGAAGCGGAGAACAAGAGCAACAACAAUGGGGAGCUAGCCGUCCACCAGCGCGGCGCGAAUUCCCCUUUCAGCUGCCCUCUUUCUUUUGGAUCGAAUGCGCCCAGUCCGGCGGUGCUUGCGAGAAGAGACAGAGAAUCUGAAGAGGACGGAGGCCAACAGGAGAGAGACUGUACCGCGACGUUGGGUUUUCAAGAAUCUAGAGCAAAGUACAUUCGAGAAGAAACGCGUCACGAGGCGGCGGUCGACAACCAAGGAGCCGGAUUUAACGACUCGAUAAAGGGAGAGCGUGGCGAGUUGCUUGGCGUGGACGUACCUGCGCCUUCGCCGAGCCUGUCUGUUUCAGAAGUGUCACCGGUUCCAGGGUGGUCGUCUCCAGUGUCUUCGGCUCGGGUAUCGCCUGUCCCCGUGGCGUCUCCGCUUCUGGCGUCAGAGACUUCUUCUCUCGUUCCUGGUCUUCUUGGGAAGGCGAUGCCUGGGCCGCGAGAAGGCGCAGAGCGCAGAGAAGAGCGGCCGACUGGGGUCUUCGCCUUGCAGCUCGCUGAGGUGAAGCUGACGAAGGAGGCGGAGUACGACGCCUCUUCCCCGGACGAGCUGGCGCUCACGGCGGCGGCGAAGCAUUUGGGCGCUGAGUUUCUUUGCCGGCCUUCGCUGAGUACCAUCCAACUGUGUCUGACGUCUCCGUUCGCCGAGGAGUGUCUCCUCUCGCGCGCGGACAAGGCCCACUUGGCGCGGCUCCGCGAGAAGCUCGCCGAGGAGCGGAACGGCGCGAACUGCGCGCGCGAUGACCCGGCGCCGGUUUCAGCAAACCGGCAGCAUACGCCUCAGGACGAGACCGAGGUCGCGGCGGAAAACGAGGGCGUCUCGCUUGUGCCCCUCGUAGUUUUCGACGUUCUGGAGGUGCUUGAAUUCGACAACUUCCGGAAGCGCAUGUCCGUGGUGAUUCGCGACAGAGAUGGGCGCCUCAGGCUCCUCGUCAAGGGCGCGGACUCCUCCAUGCUCGAUAUCGCCGCGCCAGGCCAGGACGUCAUGAAGCAGGAGCUGAAGGCACAGCUCGCCGAGAUGGCUAGCCAGGGCCUGCGCACUCUGGUCAUGGGUCAGAGGUACUUGUCGGAGCAGCAGUUCGACAGAUAUCGCGCGCUUCUUAUCGAGGCCAAGGCGAUGAGCGGCGACCGCAAGGAAGACGCCCUCAACGCGGCUCUCUCUGAAAUCGAAAAAGACAUUGAACUCCUCGGAGCCAGUGGCAUCGACGACAAGCUCCAAGACCAAGUCGCCGAGACGAUUUCGGAUAUCAAGCAAGCAGGUGUGAAGCUGUGGGUGUUGACUGGCGACAAGAUGGAGACGGCGAUCGCCAUUGGCCACUCGUGUUCGAUUCUCACGGAUGCGACGUACAACGCGAUCGUCGAUGGGACAAGCGAGGAAAUGGUCAAGGAACAACUGCACCAGUACAUGAGUUACAUAGUCGCUGCUCAGCUGGCGAGCGAAGCGUUUGAACAAAUCGCACUCAAGUCCAUGGUGGACAGCGUCGCCUCAGACAUUUCCGAUGUUUCAAGUUCGGUCAUACGGCGCGGCGCUAGCCACGGCAGGGACUCCGAGAAACUCGCUGCUCAGAACAGAGGAGCUCAGCAAAAGAAGGGGAUUCGCGGGCGAACGGCUGGCCAAUGCAUCCAUUGCUUGGCAGGCGCCGUGAAACAAAAGGCGAGGUGUGUAGGGCGAAGGGCCUAUGAAGACAGCGAAGCCGACUCGGUUCGAGCCCGACGCGCCCGACACGCUCCACCUUCGAUGCCCUGGGAGGAAUUCGUGAAAAUUUUAACUUUCAAUGCCAACCGGAAGGUCGUCAAGGCGGAUCCAAAGCAACGGAAGAACAAGCGUUUGUCUCCGGCGCAGGUCGAGGACAUUGUGCAGGAAUAUCUGGAGCACUUUGACAAGAGCAGUGAAGAGAAUCAGAGAGAGCGUUCGAAGCGCGCCAAGUUCGUGCCGGGACGAACGAGUCGACCGAUGAGUGGCGCGAUCUCUUCCCUGCAGAAUGCGACGUUUUCCUCAGGUUCUACUCGAUUCGGCGUCCGGAGGCAGGGCACCAAAGUGCACGAGCGGGAGAAGGGAAGGCAGCGAAGUUCGGAGUCCGACGCGAGGGCCUCUGAGUCGCAGGCGAAGACCGACGCCGAGAACGGAGGAGAGAAGCUGGGGCGGCGCGACAGCACACACAGCGCGCAGACAGUUCCGGGACUCCCCGCAAAGGAGAGCGAAAGAAAGGCCAGAGCGGAGAACGACGCUGACACGAGAGACGAAGCCGAGCUCGCGAAAACCACUUCGCGCGAGAGCGAGCUCUUGUCCAGCUGCGGCGUGAGUCCCCAGGAGUCUUCCUCUAGAGGCUGGGUGGACCUGGACACCAGCCGCUCCGACAAAUACGCGGCCGACGACGACAGCCACUCGGCCAAGUACCCUCUUGGAUCUGCUGGCACGAUGAAAUCUGCCAUGCACGAAGCAGCUGUCGAAGGCUACGAAGCAUGCGCGAUUACAAUCACGGGAGAAGCGCUGACGCAUGCGCUCUCGACCGCAGAGAAUCGGCGGUACUUUUUCGGCCUGGCGAACUUGUGCUCGACCGUCAUUGCAUGCCGCGUGAGUCCGAAACAGAAGAGCGACGUCGUCACGCAGUGCAAGAGGUACCAAAGUGGCACUGUCUCCCUCGGCAUCGGCGACGGAGCGAACGAUGUGGGGAUGCUGGUCGCUGCAAACGUCGGCGUCGGCAUCAGAGGAAAGGAAGGCCUCCAGGCCGUCAGGGCCGCUGACUUCGCGAUCGGCGAGUUCAAGUUCGUGCGGAAUCUGAUGUUUUAUCACGGUCGCGAAGCGCUGCGUCGCAACGCCUUCCAGAUGUACCAAACCAUCUUCAAGAAUGUCGUAUUUGGCCUGGCGGAUCUGUUUUUCGCCUUUGUCUCCGUGUUCGCGGCCUCCGACAUUUUCAACCCGUGGCUGAAGCAGCUGUACAACGUGCUCUACACGUGCAUCCCCGUGAUGCUCUUCACUGUGUUCGACCGCCAACUUCCCUACGACGUUCUCCUGCAAACUCCUGUCCUCUACCCGGCUUUCAGCAAACUGGGAGUCAACAUGUUUGCUGGAGCGCGCGCCUUCUGGAAAUGGUUCCUCUUUGGCUUCUAUGUCUCUGCCACUCUCGUCUACUUCCCUCUCUACGGAAUCGGCUGGGCCUUCACUUACACAAACAACGACGGCAUCAUCACUUUCUCUCUCGCCUUCUAUGGUGCCAUUGUCUUUUGGUGCAUCAUUCUGGUUUGCAACCUCGUCAUGGUUCCCUUCAUGCACACCUGGUUUUGGUUCAUCUGGCUGGGCAUCUUCCUUGACUUUGGUUUCUGGUGGAUGUCGUUGGCCAUUUGCCCACGAAUUUCCGACACGUUCUGCACCGAUUUAGCUGGCAGCGUCGAGGCCCUUCACCAAGACCCUCGCUACUACUUUGCAUGCAUCAUCGCUGUGUUUGUCGCACUCUUCCCCCAAUAUUUGAUCUGGUUCUUCAAGGUGGCGUUUCGACCGUCCGCUCCGUGCGUUAUUCGUGAACGCAUUGCCAAAGGUGUGUUCGACGUCGUCAUUGCACCUCGCGGAGGACAGAAGAUGGCGGUGGUGGUGCCCAAGAAGGUUUCCAACGAGUGGAGAGGUUUCGCCUUCGCUGAACAGGACCACACGCGGUGGGGACAGCACCGACGUUCAAUGCGGGCGGUUCUGGAUGGCUUGCCUGCCCAAGCCUUUCCCAGUGGAAGCGAGGUGAAUCCUUCUCUGUGGAAUCGACCAUUUGCCUCUGUUUUACCUGAAAACAACGCUGAGAGUUCCGUCCUUCCUACUCGCAACGUCGUGGAAAACCGUGACGGAGCUGCGGGGAGCUGCGGGCCGUUUGAGCAGGGCAGCUUGGCGCGGCGUUUCUCGCGGCUAGGCAUGAGGACGCAGCAGAUCUCUGCCUGUCCAGGAGUGGAGAGCGAAAACGACGAAGGGAGGCAACCUGGAGAGGAGGAACAACUCAACUUGCAGACCAGCGCGUCGUCAGGCGAGAGUCUCCCCGGAGCUUCCGCGCCGCGGAACGCAGCCAACGAUGCGUAAACCGUAAUCCUAAUGCGAGCGAGGCCAGCCAGUCGUCAAGACCAGGCACGCAGAAAUAGCGCUCAGGAACGACGCAUGCAGAUGGCAGUACCGGGAUGAAUGGGGGCUGAUAGAGAAACGAAGCCUGAGAGGACUACAGCGAAGCCAACGCCAAUAAAAGAGAUAUAUGCACUGGAACAACGCCUUCCCGAGUCGUUCAAUCGGUGCAUUUUCUGGGUCUUGGACCAGCUGUUUUCCCCAAGUUGGGGGACACAGGAGAAAAACCGAAGUCAAGUCCACAGGAUAAUGAAAGCAGUGACGGACGAAGCAGACUUCGGCGGCAGUUUUCGAUAGGUUGUAUGUAUGUAUAUAUAUAUAUAUAUACGUACAUGUAUCUCAGGGUAUGUAAGUGAAUGUGAGUAAGUGGGAACAUGUGUGCGUGGCGUCCUGCGAGGGGGGGGGAGUCUCUCAGAGUGACGUAAGCAUCUGCAUCGCUUUGAAUUGACCCAAGUGUUCCCUUUUUUGGCUUAAGUCGAUAUGCAGGAGAAGUACGUUAAUACUUUUUCUGGGUGGAUCUAAACGGAGAUUAUGACCGGGGUGGGGAGGCAGAAGUGUGGUGGAAUGUAUAUUCGUUGAAUGCAUGCAGAGGUGUCCCUGGCAGCCUUACGUCUGGAAAAGACAAUGCCUCCCUGGGGUGGUUCUCAAACGCGCAAGAAACGUGUGGAGAAAACGAGAAAGAAAAGGUCGUUCCCUGUUCACUUUGUUACAUGCCAAGUGAACCCGUCGCUUCUCUCGCGGCAGUUUGCCGAAACAUGCGGGAAGGUGCACAGGUGUCAGCAAGGGCGGCAGCAAUUCUUCGUUAGCGGGGCAUUCCUUUUGUGUAGUGGAAGGGAAGAAUCUGGGAAGGGAGAACCAAGUUGUGGCUUUUCGUAAGAAGAAUAUUUUUACAAUGUGUCUUCGUCUACCGUCUGGAUCGAGGGAAGUGCCGUCAGACAGAACCUCUAACCGAAUCUAGGAGGAAAGCAAGAACGGACAAAUGGGGAAGCGAAGAGCAAAAGUUCCGGAGGAAGAACGCUGGCGUUUCACACCUGUCUUCCGUCCUGGCAUUCUCCCCCCGCGCUUCUGGUUUUCAACAGUUGGGAGAAUGUGGAGUGCUUCCCCUCAGAUCCCGGCUCCGCGAAGGAUAGCAUCGAUACAGAGUUUGCCGCGUAAAAGAAUAAGAAGAACAUCCCGUGCGCCCGGUCUUAGUUUCGGUUCCUGUUUGUAUCCCGGGAGGGAGUCGGAAGUUCAGUUUUCUCUGGAGUGUGUUUUGGUAUCUUAGUGAAAAGGAUGUGACAAGCAACGAUUUACGGUAGUCGUCCAGCGUAGGUACAUCUGUACGGGGACAACUUUCUGACACCUUUCGUGGAGUGGCUAAACUCUCUAGGCCAUUCUUCCCUUGUCGCGUUUUUUUCUGCUGCAGUUUUGAUGCUGAUCGAGCUCACGCAAGGCUGAAGUGCUGGUGAACAUGUUGUUUUUUGUUCCUAGACUAGUCUGCUGCAUUUCCGUUAAGAAUGAAAGAUUUUUUCCGCCGAACUUAUGCUACGCGUUUCGCGUCUCUACCACGAAUGUUGACCUUUCGUUCUCGUGCACUUGUGUCCUCAUUUCCAGUGUCUGUUUUGUAUCGUUCUGUGAUCGUCCAGCGGGGAAGAGGAAGCGAUGAACGGUUUUUGCUAUCCUAAGGCAGGAUAGCCACAUGUCAAUUAUGUGGGCAGGCUCUUUUGUUCCGUCCCCCAUUGUAUUUUGUCUCCUUCUGUAGUUGCACCAUGUUUUCGGCCGUGGCGGUGUCCCCAGUUUCUUUUGAAAUGGUGCAGGCGGUUCUCUAGGCUAGGUGUAUCUCGUGUGUCGGGAAAAAACAAGGACCGUGACGGUUCCUUCUUGAUAACGUGCAUCCACACACACACAUGCAUUCGUGUUGUCGUGGACAUAUCUACUGUCGGUAUUCUCAGGCCUGGUUUUGCCCCG